This is a messenger RNA of Dictyostelium purpureum, 852 nucleotides long. RefSeq lists its product as uncharacterized. Lineage: Eukaryota; Evosea; Eumycetozoa; Dictyosteliales; Dictyosteliaceae. Gene Ontology annotation, molecular function: RNA binding. The transcript has 3 exons. The record is from RefSeq and is a predicted model, not a curated record. Gene Ontology annotation, biological process: maturation of LSU-rRNA from tricistronic rRNA transcript (SSU-rRNA, 5.8S rRNA, LSU-rRNA). Bases 1 to 852 code for a protein of 283 amino acids. Gene Ontology annotation, cellular component: nucleolus.
AUGGUUUCAAGAGCAUCACAAAAAAAUAAAGAAGAAAGUGAAUCAAUUAAAGUUAACAAAACUGUUCUUGAUAGUUUUUCAACCUCACAAGAUGAAAUUAAAUUAAAAGAAAACAAAAAAGAAAAGGGUGAAAAAGCCUCAAAGAAAUCAUUAGAUUAUAUUUUAGGUGUUAAAGGUGCAACUAUUAAAAUUACAAAAUUACCAAAAGGUUUUAACGAAACCGAAUUAUUUAGAUUCUUUAAACAAUUUGGAAAUAUUAAAGGUGUUAGAGUAGAUAGAACUACAAAUGGUAAAUUUUCAACACAAGCAUUCAUUAGAUUUACUGAUGCCGAAGUUGCUAAAAUCGCAAGAGAUGCAAUGAAUGGUUAUAUUAUGUUUGGUAAAAAAUUAAAUGUUGAAGUUUUAAAUGCAUGGGUACCACAUCAAGAUUCAUUUUGCCCAAGAUCAUUACUUCCAGUUGCUUCAAAAAUGCAAAUGGAAAGUUUAAUUGACUUAAAAGAAAGAGAAAAAGAAGAAAAAGAUAUUUAUAAUAGUAAAGAUAAAUCAAUUUUACUCGUUGCUCAAAUGUUAAACCAUCGUAUUGAAAAAGAAAAUGAAUUAAGACAAAAAUUAAAAGAUUUUAAUAUUAAUUAUAAAUUUACCGGUUAUUUAGAUAUUGUUAAAUCAGCUCUUUGCCCACAAGAUAAACCAACUACCACCAAACCAGAAACCACCAAACCAGAAACUGCCAAACAACAACCAACCAAACAAACUGCCCCAAAACCAGCUGCUAAAACAGAAACCACCAAAACAGAAACCAAACCAGCUGUUGUUGCCAAAACAGUUGCCAAAAAAGUUGUUAAAUCAAAAUAA